CUGAGGUCCGACAGCAUGGGUGUGUGCGCCAGCAGCGACGCCGGCGGUGUGGUGUCACCGGGUCCCGGCUCCAGACAACCUGGGGCCACGGCCAACGGAGGGGAGGACGCAGGCGGGGUCAACCCGGCCGCCGAGCUCAUCCCGUCCAACCCGUUCUCGGGCGGCGGUGGGGGUCUGCUGGGUCAGCCGCUGCCCCAGCUGGAUAAACUGAAGCAGAACGGCUCGGAGGCCGCCAGCGGAGCCUUCGGUGGCAUCAGAGCAGGAGCUAGUGACGCCAUGGGACAAGCCAAAGGCGCGGCUGGCAAUGCCAUGGACUCAGCCAAAGAUGCGGCUGGCAAUGCUAUGGACUCUGCCAAGAACGCGGCUGGGGAUGCGGUAAAUUCGGCUAAAGACGCGGCUGGGGACGCUGUAAACUCGGCUAAAAACGCGGCUGGGGGUGCCCUGGACUCGGCUAAAGACGCGGCUGGAGAUGCCAUGAAUUCGGCUAAAGACGCGGCUGGAGAUGCCAUGAACUCGGCUAAAGACACGGCUGGAGAUGCCAUGAACUCGGCCAAAGACGCAGCCGGGAAUGCUGUAAACUCGGCCCAAGACGCAGCCGGGAAUGCUGUAAACUCGGCCCAAGACGCAGCCGGCGACUUGACGGGGAGCGCGGCGGCCGCCGUCGGUAUGGGCGGCGGCGACACCGGAGGAGACGACGGAGGAGACGGUGGAGAUGGCGGCGACUAAGGCUACCGCGGCGUUGCUGGAAUGAUGGGGGCGUGGGGAGAGGUGCGAAAUUUGAUCAAGUGGUUGACGUCGUCAGAGGGGUUUUGCGGAUUUGGCGCCGAUGGUGCCGUGAGGAAGCGGCUGAUCGGCAGAAGCCUAU
Messenger RNA from Pollicipes pollicipes, 865 nucleotides. RefSeq names its product PE-PGRS family protein PE_PGRS26. The transcript is spliced from 2 exons. Lineage: Eukaryota; Metazoa; Arthropoda; Thecostraca; Pollicipedomorpha; Pollicipedidae. The record is from RefSeq and is a predicted model, not a curated record. The coding region runs from base 16 to 726 and encodes 236 amino acids.